AGGGUGAUGAGACUGGUAUCAUGGACGGCCUGUUGGAGGCGCUGCAGUCUGGUGCUGCCUUCAAGAGGAAGAGAGGCCCACGACAAGCUGCCAACCGGAGAGCUGGUCAUGCAGUAACGAACAUCCUGGCCAAAGAGUUGAUGAAGGAGGACACCCCGCCCUCCUUCAGCAAACCACUCAAGAAGACCAAGGCCGAACAGAAGGAGGAGCCUAGCAUAGAGGGGGCGGGGUCACUAGAUGAUCUCUUAGAGGAAAGCCUAUCACGGUCCAGUUAAAAACGGGUUGAAGUUACACCUUAGCCACAGAUCUUGGAUCAGCCUACCAUACCCAUAUCCUAACCUUAACCAUGGGGGCAGGGAUGCAGAAGCUGAUCUUAGAUCAGUGUCUAGCGGUAACUUCCUCCUACUCUCCUUCAUAGGACCAUGGGAUUGGACAGACUGGGUCUGAAGGGGCCAAUGGAUGAGUGCGGGGCUCUCACCUUAACCACACCCCCAGGGUUUCGCAGGGUGGCUUGCUAUUAGUCGCGUCCACGCUGAGGGAGGGCUCUUGCUCUGCCGUAUAAACGUACAGUGUCUGAUCAAGCGUCGGCAUCUGCACACAUCCACUGCACUCUGUCUAUCGCUCAUUCAGUCUCUCUUUCUCUCUGUCUCUCUCGCGCACACUAUCUAUCCGUCUACUCUCCUCUCUAAAGUACGUCUUGAGACAAUCCCGCAGACACUUUAUCAGGAGGGAUCCCCCCCCCAGAGGGAUAGGAUGGAUUUCCCAAUCCGGACGGUUGGACUGUCCUACCUAUGUGGAGGCCCUGAUGUUUUAUAGGACAGGCUUUGCUUUUUCCCAGGUUUGCUUUCAAACCUGUUAAAUGUUGCUCUGUAAUUGUCAAAUAUGCUGUAUGUUUUGUCUUGCUGUAUGUUUAUAAAAGAAACAAGUGCCAACCAAUACAACUUCAAGUUGCACAUGUCAGCCCUCGUGUUGUCCAAUAGCAGUUUGUGUUGGGUCAGGCUGGACCAAGGGAUAAGUCUAAGUGUGGUUGUGCGCCCGCCCGUGGCCCGCAUGUUCCACUGUCCUCAUCUCAUUUCCCCGGGUCUUGCUCUUUAUGUUCUCUCUGAUUCACAGGGAGGAGUCACUAUGUCGGUGAUAAAGACUAUAGAGCCCUAUUGGCAUCUCUCAAAGGACGUCUCCACAAGCAGGAAAUUGUGUGUGUCCAGAGCUACGUGUGUGUGUGGAUGUUAGUGGUUGUUUGUGCAUCUAUGUUGUGUGUGUGCCUGCGUGUGUGAGUUUGUGCUUGGGUAUGCUCUGCCAUCUGUAAUUACUGUGUGGUUCUGCCUGCCUGUCUGCCGUCAUCAUAAAUGCUAUAUUUCCUAAACAGCGCUGUGGUCUUUCUGCUGAAGUUACAGCAACAUUGGAGACCUGCCCCAAAAGAAAUGCUGAGACGAGUGUGUGUCCCCAUACGAGUGUGUGUCCCCGUACGAGUGUGUGUCCCCGUACGAGUGUGUGUCCCCGUACGAGUGUGUGUCCCCGUACGAGUGUGUGUCCCCGUACGAGUGUGUGUCCCCGUACGAGUGUGUGUCCCCGUACGAGUGU
Oncorhynchus gorbuscha (pink salmon) is the source of this 1581-nucleotide messenger RNA. Its product is annotated as protein diaphanous homolog 1-like. The record is from RefSeq and is a predicted model, not a curated record. NCBI's taxonomy places the organism in Eukaryota, Metazoa, Chordata, Actinopteri, Salmoniformes, Salmonidae.